CAGCCCUGUUGUGUUAGUCAGAUGGAGCGCCACACAGCAAGCGUACGCGGGCUUCCCCGCGUUCUAUUGUUUAUCCUACUGGAACAAAGCUGGGCAAAUGCUCACCACGCUUUCAAGCUGAUCGAUGGGCAUGACAUACCCUCAGUCGCACUCGGCACGAGCCUCGGCCACUUGGCUGAUGGAACACGAGUGUUGUCGGCGAACCACUCACUCGCUCGCGCAGUACAAUGGGCCUUAGAGGCCGGGUACCGGCACGUCGACACUGCGGCCUUGUACCGCACCGAGGACGAGGUCGGCCUGGGAGUCCGGGACUACCUGCGGGACAAAGGCCUCCACAGGGACAACGUGUACAUCACUACGAAAUUAUGGAAUGAUGCCCACGAGAGGGAUGAAGUGAUCCCAGCUCUGAAGCAGUCCCUGGAAAAUCUGCAAAUGGAAUACGUCGACUUGUACUUGAUGCACUAUCCGAUGGCAUAUAAGAAAAACGGCAGCAUCAGUUUGACUGACUACUUGGAAACGUGGAAAGGGCUGGAAGACGCUGUAGAAGCCAAUCUCACCAAAUCUAUUGGAGUAUCGAAUUUUAAUAUAACGCAAAUGCAGAGACUCUGGGACAAUGCCAGAAUCAAACCAGCUGUACUACAAAUUGAGGUGAACCCAUCUAUAACUCAAGAGGAGUUAGUGGGCUGGUGUCGCACGCACGGAGUUAUUGUAAUGGGGUACAGUCCAUUCGGGGCAAUAUUGGGUCGAAAACCAGAUGCCCCGCCUCCUAAAGCAGACGACCCGGCUUUGCAAAGGAUAGCCACUCAACACGGGAAGACUGUACCUCAAAUACUGCUUAGAUACCUUCUGGACCGGCAAAUAGUAGCCAUACCGAGAUCAACUAACAAAGAGCGCAUAAAGCAAAACAUCGACAUUUUCGACUUCUCUCUCACACCGGAGGAGGUCGCAGUACUGUUAGCUUUCAAUAGUAAUUAUAGACUAAGAACUCCAGCGAAAUGGUACCCACAUCCUCACUUCCCCUUCCCGAAAAAGAACCUUACAGGUUCAGAAAUAGAAUACAUAAUCGCACACAGCGUAGAGGAUUAAGUACUGUUUCACAAGUGUCUUAUAAAACGCCGCACGAGAAUAAAAUGGAACGGUAAAGGUACAUUUCAUAAUAUGGAAUUGGGUGGAAGAUAAUUUACCAGAACCGGGACUUCAUAACGCAAGUGUAAAAAGCUUUAUUUACAUCUUGGUCGGGCGCCAGCCAACAUAAAAGUUAUUGUACCGCU
This is a messenger RNA of Ostrinia furnacalis (Asian corn borer), 1271 nucleotides long. Its product is annotated as aldo-keto reductase AKR2E4-like. The record is from RefSeq and is a predicted model, not a curated record. Bases 22 to 1086 code for a protein of 354 amino acids. The transcript has 7 exons. NCBI's taxonomy places the organism in Eukaryota, Metazoa, Arthropoda, Insecta, Lepidoptera, Crambidae.